AUGUCUCCAACUUCAGUUCUCCAAGUUGCAGACAUCUCUCCAGGUAAUGAGAAUCAAGAACCACUAUUGGCUGUUAACGUAGAAGCAGCAAAAGAUGGAGCAGAAACCAAGUUUAGGAUACGAAAUUUGACGAAGGUUUCUGACGUUGGGGUGCCCAUAUUGAAUGGGAUCAAUAUGGACAUACCUAGAGGGAUGAUUGUGGGGAUUAUAGGCCCUAGUGGGAGUGGAAAGUCAACGGUUUUAAGGGCACUCAACAGACUGUGGGAACCACCUUCUGGGACUGUGUUUCUUGAUGGUUGUGAUGUUACGGAUCUUGAGGUUCUUGGCCAUCGCAGGAAAGUUGGGAUGCUGUUUCAGCUUCCUGCUCUUUUUGAAGGCACAGUUGCAGAUAAUAUACAAUACGGGCCACAGUUAAAGGGGAAGAAGCUUACCGAUGAUGAGGUUCAGAAGUUGCUCUCCCUUGCAGACCUUGAUUCUUCCUUCUACGAAAAGGAUAGCAGCCAGUUAUCUGUUGGUCAAGCUCAAAGGGUUGCACUUGCUAGGACCCUAGCUAAUCAACCAGAGGUUUUGCUGCUGGAUGAGCCAACAAGUGCAUUGGAUCCAAUAUCAACACAAAACAUAGAGGAUGUUCUUGUCAAAUUAAAGAAACAACAAGGGCUGACAGUUAUUAUGGUCUCUCACAGCAUCAAACAAAUCCAGAGGAUUGCUGAUGUGGUUUACCUCCUUGUGAAUGGUGAGAUUGUUGAGGUUUUGAAACCUGAUGAAUUGUCUGAAGCCAAGCAUCCCAUGGCACUAAGGUUUCUUGAACUUGGUUCUUAA
Dovyalis caffra is the source of this 819-nucleotide messenger RNA. The record is from the annotation of a GenBank genome assembly. Lineage: Eukaryota; Viridiplantae; Streptophyta; Magnoliopsida; Malpighiales; Salicaceae.